AUGUUUGUGCACUUUUACGGGGCAAUUUUUGUUGUUUUUGUUCUGUCGGUCCUCUGCGAAGUACCCGUUGGGAACGCAGCCCCUUCAGAGAUACAGGAUAAGUACCCCUGUCCUGUUUGUAAACUUUUGAAAAAGAUUUCGCAGCAAAACGAAAAUAUCGAGAAAAAGAUCGAUUUGCUUCUUGAAGAGGGCGAUAACUGUUCACGAGGUAGGGACCUUUCAGCCAGCACUCUGCACCCUAGUUCUCUCAUGAUUUAAGCGGUAGAUCAAUUUUGGAGAAACAGCUGACUAGAGAGUUUUCCCCGUAAACCAUCUUAGCAAGUUUGUUCCACUGAUUUUCUGACUACAGCCCACAGAUGCUGAAUCAUCUUCCAAACCAACCAAAUCCCAAUUUGGACCAGUAAUUGGUAUUAGAUAGCUAGCUUUAAUAAGAUUCUUUAAUCCUUUUUUAAAGUAACAGACUGUGCUGAUAUCUACAAGUGCGGUCAUGAAACCAGCGAUGUGUACACGAUCCACCCACACGAUCAAAAGCCCUUCGAUGUUUUCUGUGACCAGACCACUGAUGGCGGAGGCUGGACAGUGUUUCAGAAGAGACUGGACGGCUCCGUUGAUUUCUACCGCGGGUGGAAUGACUAUCAGGUGGGGUUUGGGAACCUGCAGGGCGAGUUUUGGCUGGGACUUGACAAGUUACACGGUCUGACUAUUAACAACAAGAAGCGAUACGAACUGCGCGUGGAUUUGGAGGAUACCUCAGGCAACCAAGUUUAUGCUGCGUAUGAUUACUUUGCUGUGUCAAGUGGAAAUUCCAAUUAUCAACUGAGCCUUGGAAAAUACCAUGGUAAAAACCUAUUGUCAUUUACUGCAAAUACAUAUUUUCAUUCAUUAUUCAGUAUUUUACCGUAAAGGGUGUAGUUGCUUAAGUAUAGGAAAAGGUAUACCAUUGUUUAGCGCCUCGGGCAGAGUGUUUUUUGAACCAAAACCUUUGAAGAGGGUGAGCGAUUCGGAGAUGCGCUAUUAACAAGUGUGGUAGCGAUUUCUCAAAAUUGUAAACAGUUUUUCUGUGUAACUUCGUCGUGGCACAACGUGGUCGAUGCCCACCUCUCAUUUUUUUUUUUUGUUUUAAACAGGGUCAUGGUUUUAAGGGCUCGACAGCAUACGCUACAAAAACCUUCUUGGGGGGUGGGGUAGUAAGAUAAGUUCCAUCCUCUCUCUUGCUAUAAGAACUUGAUCUUAAUAAUCCUAACGAGCUUGUAAACUAUCGAUCGAACGUAACUCAGGUCCAGAAUCUUUUUUCAUUUGUAGGAACUGCUGGUGAUUCGCUGUCCGGUCACAAAAGUUUGUCGUUCGCCACAAAGGACAACGACAAUGAUCUUUACAGCAGUAACUGUGCCGUUUCGUUCCAUGGCGCUUGGUGGUACGGGAAUUGUCACUCUUCCAAUUUGAACGGCGCUUACCAUCAUGGCGCCCAUGCCUCCUACGCUGACGGGGUAAACUGGCACACCUGGAAGGGGUACCAUUACUCCGCGAAAAGGGCUGAGAUGAAAAUUCGGCCCGAUGAUUGGACCCCAUUGUAGACCCUGGAUACAAAAGCUCUUUGUUUCUGGUACGUUUUCGUACUUAUGACAAAAUUGCAGCAAUCUGUCCACUUGAUUAUAACGAUUAUUGAUGGUGUCUUAUGUUUUAAAGAAAAAUGCAUUUGUGGGCGUGUAAUCAUUCUUCGCUAUUUUUUUUGCCACUGAGGCAAUAGUUUUAUAUUUGAAUUUCGCAUAGAGGAGAUUAUAUACCUCGCUUUAACCCAGCCAGAGAAAGAGGGAGUGUUUCAAAGAUGAAAUAACAAUAAUGAUAAUAACAAUAAUACUAAUGAUGAUGAUGGUGAUAAUAAUAAUAAUAAUGAUGAAAACCAUAUACUCCUUAUACUCUUUCCAGCUACAAGUGCACAUCCGAACAGAAACCUUUCACACGCCUUUCUUUUGCAGGUCCUCAGAUGUUUGAAGUUCAAGUAGUCCGUUUUUUCAAUGUAUUUACCAUUUGCUUGUUGUUGUUGAAAAGAGCCAUACAUCUCUAGGUGCAGGACUCUUUUAAGCUUUACGAAAAAGUAGAUGAACUUUGUGUGAUUAGUAUGAAUAGACUGUAAUAAGGCCAGAAAAUAAAGUGGCUCGAUACCAC
Messenger RNA from Pocillopora meandrina, 2166 nucleotides. Lineage: Eukaryota; Metazoa; Cnidaria; Anthozoa; Scleractinia; Pocilloporidae. The record is from the annotation of a GenBank genome assembly.